UUUGGUUACAAGAAAAGCCAUGUAAAUUAGAAAUAGUUGCUGAUUAUAUGGAUAUAUUACGAGUUUGUGGUGUGCAGGAGAUCAUCAGGGAUUGCAUCACCCAUGUGCCAAAUGGGAGGAAGCCGCCCAUAAGACAUGGCAUAAUAUGGGGCACGCUAUGCAUGUCAAGAGCUUUGAUUAAUUACAUAUUUAUAAAAGCUGACUUGUGCUGUAUCUUAAUCCUCUUCCGCCAUUCACAUUCAUUUUUCUUCAUUUAUAUUGCAAUUUCUUGAUAAACAAGUCUCGGCAAUUGCAUGUGCAUUAGCUAUGCAUGUUCCCUCCAGGCAACUAUAAAAAAACAUACAGGUAGCCGUCCCUAAAUAGCGUUUAUAAAUAACCGAGGAACUCGGCCAUCUUCAGCAUCAAAGCAAAGCAAAGCAAAGCAAAGCAGUUGCUUCUUUUCGAGAGAUAAGAGCUAGAGAAAUGGAACACCGGCCGAUCAAUGCAUUCACUACUUUUAUCUUGCUUCUUGGGGUAUUCACCACAAAAUUCACAGUAGCAUUGGCUGCUUGGCUGCAAGCCCAUGCAACUUUCUACGGCGGAAGCGAUGCUUCAGGAACCAUGGGGGGUGCGUGUGGUUAUGGAAACCUCUACACAGACGGUUAUGGCAAAGAGACUGCAGCUCUGAGCACGGCUUUGUUCAACGAUGGCAAGUCAUGCGGUGGUUGCUAUCAGAUUGUCUGUGACGCAAGCAAGGUGCCCCAGUGGUGCCUCAAGGGCACCUCCAUUACCAUCACUGCCACCAACCUUUGUCCUCCGAACAACGACCUACCCAGUGACAAUGGCGGCUGGUGCAAUCCUCCCCUCCCACACUUUGACAUGUCCCAGCCUGCAUUUGAGACAAUUGCCAAAUACAAAGCCGGAAUUGUUCCUAUUUUAUAUCAGAAAGUCGGAUGCAAGAAGAGUGGAGGCAUUAGGUUUACCAUCAACGGGAGAGAUUACUUCGAACUGGUUCUCAUAUCCAACGUCGGAGGAGUUGGAGAUAUCUCUAAUGUUUGGAUCAAAGGGUCGAAAUCAAGUACAUGGGAAACCAUGACAAGAAACUGGGGUGUGAAUUGGCAAAGCCAUACCUAUCUCAACGGUCAGAGCUUGUCCUUAAGAGUCCAAACCAGCGAUGGACAAACACGCACAGCUCUGAACGUGGUGCCUUCCAAUUGGAAGUUUGGCCAGUCCUUCUCCAGCAACGUUCAAUUCUAGAUGGUGAUUCAAUAUAUAUACAUGCAACGUGUAUAUAUACACACACACGAUAUGUUUUACUUUUCUCCGUUAUUUUCUCACUAAAUGUGAGAUUGUUUUUCUUUGUUCUUUUUUUAAAUUAUUUUCAGGGUCGUGGCUCAGUGUUUUGCUGUGUAGCCCACCAAGUUUGGUAGACUCUAUAUACAUAUAAUAUUGUAAGCAGGAAAAGGCGACGCGGAUAUGCUCGUUUGACAUUAUAAAUAAAUAUAUUUAGGGCAGGUUUGGGCCAAAACCAAAACACAAAAUUCUCAUCUCAUCUCAUCUCAUCAUUACACAUUUUUCAAAUCCCCAUACAAAAUAUAAUAAAUAAUUCAACUUUUUCAAAUCUCAAUACACAUUUUUCAAAUUCUAAAAUAAUAAUAAUAUUAAAACUUAAUAUUUUAAACUUCAAAACAAAACACAAAAUUCUCAUCUCACCCCCCAAACCUACCCUUAAUCCAUAUAUUAUACAA
Juglans regia (Persian walnut) is the source of this 1727-nucleotide messenger RNA. RefSeq names its product putative expansin-A17. The transcript has 4 exons. Gene Ontology annotation, cellular component: extracellular region. NCBI's taxonomy places the organism in Eukaryota, Viridiplantae, Streptophyta, Magnoliopsida, Fagales, Juglandaceae. Gene Ontology annotation, biological process: plant-type cell wall organization. The coding region runs from base 463 to 1236 and encodes 257 amino acids. The record is from RefSeq and is a predicted model, not a curated record.